Clonostachys rhizophaga is the source of this 1431-nucleotide messenger RNA. The record is from the annotation of a GenBank genome assembly. Lineage: Eukaryota; Fungi; Ascomycota; Sordariomycetes; Hypocreales; Bionectriaceae.
AUGGAGUCCAGACAGACAGAACUUUGGGUUGUACUGUUUGUCACCUUUACCGCGGCCACAAUUAUCACAAUACUUCGUCUGCUAAGUCGAAGACUCAAAAGGCUUCCACUCUCUUGGGAUGAUUACUUUGCCCUCUGCGGCUUUGCUAUCUCGGUUGGUUGGAUAAUUAUUGUCCCCUAUUGGGUCAAUCACGGUCUCGGACUCCAUGUUACUGAUAUCGUUGCUACUAAGGGCAUAACGCUAGAAGAUAUAUUGUUCGAAGGGAAAUUGCUGCUGUUUAUCGCCGAGCUUUUCUACGCCUUCGGUCUAUUCUUCGCCAAAGUUUCUAUUUUGAGUCUGUACUGGCGUAUGUUCAACCUUACGAAUAUCCGACUUCCGAUACAAAUUUUGUUUGGAUGUUCCUUCGUUUGGAUUAUUUUCCGAAUCUUUAUGGGUAUCUUUCACUGUGUCCCUGUCGAGGCAUUCUGGGAUUCCAAUGCGGGCGGAUACUGUGCUAUCGAGGAUAAAAAGUUUUUCUUCGGUACUACUCUUGUUCACGCGGCUAUCGAUAUUGCGAUUUUGAUCCUACCAAUGUGGCAGAUUUCACAGCUACAACUGCCCUUACUGCAAAAGGCUGGCAUUAUGAUUAUGUUCACUUUUGGCUUUUUUAUUUGUGCGGCAGCUAUUAGGUUGAUAGUAGCCGCUAGAGUGCUCGACGAUAAAUCACCCGAUCUGACAUGGAAUAUCUGCGAAAUAGUUAUUUGGGCAACUGUAGAGGUCAACCUGAUCAAUGUUUCUGCUUCCCUCCCUGUAAUUCGACCGGCGUGCACGUAUAUCUUCACCUGUACAAACCCACGAACACGAACCGAGGCUAGCUCAGAAAGUUACAUACACUCUGACGGUCGAAGCCGAACCAAGCCUUCAAUCCGACUCGAUACCCUCAGGAAAUCCUCUGCCCACGACGAGUCUAGCUCAACACACCAGCUCGCCGGCUCAGACGGCGGCGAUGGCCGCGGCUCAGGAUCCGACUUUGAAAGUCACACAAUGAAUCGACUUCGAUCAGCCGGCAAUGGCUAUACAUCAACUGUUACGGAACCAAGUGCCUUCCAGCAGGGCGUGCAUGACACACUGGGCUGUGAUACGAGGCCAUCUCGAUGCUGUGCGGGAACAUGGUCCAUCUCGUCAGUAGUCCCAACCAGUGCGAUCCAGAACAGCAGCAACAGCGUACAGAACUCCUUUGUCACGGUUACGAGCGCCGUAGUGUCUGCCACCACGAAGACGGUUGUCUCUGAAACAACGACUUCGGAGAGUGCUUCCGACACGUCCAGCGGCGCUUCUAAUGAGAGCAGCGCGACGGACAGCGCAUCUUCUUCGGCUACAGAUAGCGGAAAUGCUGAUCCAAAGGCCCAAAUGAGCGUUGGACUCAUUGGUACAGCCACGCCUGCGCUGUAA